Molecule: messenger RNA, 3540 nt
Organism: Belonocnema kinseyi
Lineage: Eukaryota; Metazoa; Arthropoda; Insecta; Hymenoptera; Cynipidae
Gene: waw
Product: translation factor GUF1 homolog, mitochondrial
Exons: 9
Coding region: 686-2632 (648 amino acids)
Biological process (GO): positive regulation of translation
Cellular component (GO): mitochondrion
Molecular function (GO): GTPase activity; GTP binding; mitochondrial ribosome binding
Source: RefSeq, a predicted model, not a curated record
GAUGCAAUCAUGUCCAUAAAUAUAGUUUUGUACAAUAUAAUCAAUUUUCGCGUGAAACGUACGUUAUGUAAUAUCAAUGUGUUACAAAAGCUACAGAGUCAAAGGAUCAUGAUUUAUCAAGCUCAGAGUAUAAUGUAGCCUCGCGAGUGGAGAUACACCUAGUAAACAGGAACAAGGCAUUACCUACACUGAAAAAAUUUUGGGCGAGCUGCUCGCCCACGUGGUAGAGCUGCAACACCAAAUGCAUCGCGCGCUGCUCGCCUACAGCUUGGUACACAUCCUCUCUCAAAUUGGGCAGGCUCUGUUCCCACAUUGGAACAGCUGUAGUCCCAACAGUAUUGGUGCAGUAACGUUCCUUAUAGGCGGGAGCCCGGAAUCCCUAUGCCGAGUUUCGCGCGGAGUUGUAGUAUAUAGUUUAUUGUUUUCGUGCGACAAACGGAUUGUGCUUAUAAUACGAGUGUGUUAAUUUUAUUUUUCCAACUGAUAACAUGGAUGACUUACUAGAGAGGCAUGAAUUUACUCAUCUGCGCGAUGUCUUCAAAUACUUCAAAAACUCUGGGUGUCCAUAAGAAAUUCUUCAGCAUCUUCAAAAGUUAUCGAGACACCCGUGGAGAACAUUCGUAAUUUCAGUAUCAUCGCUCAUGUAGACCAUGGUAAGAGCACAUUAGCUGAUCGUUUCUUGGAGAUGACCGGAGCGAUCAAAACAAACUCCGGGAUGCAGGUUCUGGACAAGUUACAGGUUGAAAAGGAACGAGGAAUCACAGUGAAAGCACAAACCGCUUCUUUAAAAUAUACCUGCAAAGGUGUGGAAUAUCUCUUGAACCUAAUCGACACUCCUGGCCAUGUGGAUUUUUCUUCAGAAGUUUACAGAUCUCUCGCUGCAUGCCAGGGUGUGAUCCUCCUUGUAGAUGCCAAUGAUGGUGUUCAAGCGCAAACCGUAGCGAAUUUCUACCUCGCCUUUGAAAGAGACCUUAAGGUGAUUCCAGUGAUAAAUAAAAUCGAUCUGAAGAAUGCCAAUCCCGAUAGAGUCUUGAAGCAACUGAAAAACCUUUUCGAGAUAGAAAGUGAGACUGUAUUGAAGAUAUCCGCGAAAAAUGGAACGAACUGCGAGGAUGUUUUGAAGGCGAUCGUUGAAAGAAUACCUCCACCACCUGUUUCGAGAGACUGUACUUUAAAGGCCUUGAUAUUUGAUAAUUGGUACGAUAGGUACAAGGGUGCUAUUUCUUUGAUUUAUGUAGCACAAGGAAAAGUUUCUGUUGGAGAUCAGAUUUCAUCCUAUUACACAGGAAAGUCAUACGAUGUUAAAGCUCUCGCUUUUUUGAGGCCAGAAGAAGAAGAAGUUAAAACAAUAUAUGCUGGUCAAGUGGGGGCGCUAAAGUGCAACAUGAAAUCUUCACAGGAAGCACAUAUUGGAGAUACGUUUCAUUUAAAGAACUCGCCCGUUGAACCCCUUCCUGGUUUUAAAAUCGCUAAACCGAUGGUGUUCGCUGGAGUUUACCCCAUGGACCAAUCUCAGUUUGUGGAUUUGCGCAGCGCCAUAGAGAAGCUCAUUUUGAACGAUAAUGCUGUCACAGCCGUAGAGGAAUCGAGUCCAGCUUUGGGGCGAGGAUGGCGACUAGGAUUUUUAGGUUUGUUACACAUGGAGGUGUUUAUACAGAGGCUUGAGCAGGAAUAUGGCGCUGAGCCGAUAGUUAGUACUCCAGGUGUAAUAUACAAGGCAAAAGUAUUUGGCGCUAAGAAUAUCACCAGGUAUAAAGGGGAGAAUGUCUCUUUCAGCAACCCUACUGAUUGUCCGGAUUCCGUUAUUGUUAAAGAGUUUUAUGAACCAAUGGUGAUUGGAACAAUCAUUACACCCGCGGAAUACUUGGGAGGAAUAAAAACCAUGUGCUUCGAAAAGAGAGGAGUUGAAAAGUCCAUUAAAUACAUAGACAAUGAGAGGAUGAUUUUGCAGUACAUUUUGCCACUUAACGAAAUAAUCAUGGAUUUUCACGACGGACUGAAAUCCUUAAGCUCAGGAUAUGCAAGCUUUGAUUACGAAGAUUACGGAUAUGAAGCAUCAAAUAUUGUUAAAAUGAAUAUAUUGCUGAACGGAAACCCAGUCGAAGAAUUGAGUACAAUAGUUCAUGCAAGUAGAGCAUCCGAAAAAGGUAGAGCUAUUUGCCUCAGAUUAGUAGAAAUCAUUCCUAAACAACAAUUUCUUAUAGCCAUUCAAGCGGCAGUAGGAAGCAAGAUUUUAGCCAGAGAAAAUUUGCCAGCCCUCAGGAAAGACGUUACUGCAAAACUAUACGGUGGCGAUGUGACAAGGAGAAAAAAAUUGUUAGCGCGACAAGCAGAAGGUAAAAAGAGAUUAAGAAUGAUUGGAAAUAUCGCUUUACCAAGAGAAACGUUUAUUAAAGUUUUAAAGAGUCAUUUUCGUCAAGCAUGGAUGUUGAUGGAUGAAUCAAGGAAAAUAGGACCAAACUAUACAGCGCGCUUGCUAGAUGAAGAAGCAAUAUUGACCAGCAAAGAUCCCAGCUAUCACCUUGACGAACCUUGCUUUUUAUACAGUCACAUUUUCUAUAAUCUACCAAUUCAGUUUAUAUUUCCAAAAACUUGUCUUGCUUACAUACAGGUUCCAAGUAGAACUUUCUAGUAAGAUGCUUAUAAACUGAUCAUUUAUCAGUUUCAGAAGAAGUUGUAUAAUUAAGCAAGGCAAGAUGAGUGGAAAUGUUAUGACCUUAUGAAUAAAAUCACAAAUGGAAAUAGUAAGUAAUAUUUAGGUUUGAACUAAUAAAUCAUUAUUGAUAAACAUUUAGUCACAAUUAUUCUAAUGAUAAUAAUAGUAACGAUGGCUAUUUUAAUACUGUGUAAUCAAAUUUUUACUGGUACUAGGACAUGUGCAUUAUAAUUGCAACCAUUUUAUUAUAUUUUAAUAUCAAGAUAAAUAUCGAUUCUUCUUACUUUACAGUAUUCCAUAGUUAAAUUGUAGCGUUAGUUGUAAUAUAGAGAAGUUGUAAUGUAGAGGAGAGAGAUUGGAGCGGAAAACUGUCAAACGCACACGAACAAGCAGAAGUACACUGGCGCGCGGGCCCACGGACGGAAGGUGGGAGGCAGCUCGCGAACGAGUAUCCCCUCUCUAUAUACAUUAGCCAGAGUUGGAGACUCGAGGCGAGCUAUGGUGCGCAGGCCCAAAAACGGAAUGGUGGGGCGAGCUCGCGAACAGCUACCUCUCCCUCUGUGCGCAUGCGCAGUAUUGUGAGAAGCGAGGCGAGCUAUGGCGCGCGUCCUGCGAGUUGUGGAUAAACGCACGCGUUCGUGCCACUACCUUCACUCAAUGUAUAAGUUUUUUGAUAACAAUUUUUUUACUUAGAUUAAGAACAGUAAAAUUGAUGAUCAUAUGAUUAAAUAAUAACCAUAUAAUCUUGAACGAAGAUUAAAAUAUCCAAAACUAAUAAGAGGUAAAGUUUCAAUCGGGAACUAGGUAUCUAAAGACAAAGAACAAAAUAGAUAAGAUUCUGCAUCUGUAUUGAUCUCUGUAAAUAUUAUGAACAAUAAAUAUAU